Messenger RNA from Lindgomyces ingoldianus, 984 nucleotides. RefSeq lists its product as uncharacterized. The record is from RefSeq and is a predicted model, not a curated record. Lineage: Eukaryota; Fungi; Ascomycota; Dothideomycetes; Pleosporales; Lindgomycetaceae. The coding region runs from base 1 to 984 and encodes 327 amino acids. The transcript is spliced from 2 exons.
AUGUCCGACCCACUGGGGAAGUCUAAUUACACGUCACUCACGCUAUGGGACAUCGACCGCGAGUUCCAGAACUCUUACGACGCUUACGAGCAAUGGCUGUCAAAGAACAGGCCUCGGCGUCGUAGAUGGGUAUGCUUUGGGUCACGAAAUCAAGACGACGAAUUGGGGAAAACACUGAGCUUGGGACGUCAAAUACGGGAACUCAUGGAAGAUGGUCAAGAUUGUUUUGGGAGGAAGUUUGAACGCGGAGACUCCAUAUGCCACUCAAUCCUCGAAUCUCAACUCCUGCGCAUGCAACAAGAAGUGACCGGCCCACUCCUCGAUGCCUCUCUCUCGCGAAUACCGGUCCCCAUCCCCCACGACGUCAUCCUCACCACCGUCAAGUCCAUCCGCCGAACCUGUCUCCAUGCUCUCCGCGACCAAUUCAUCCGCCUAUCAUCUCCUUCUUCCGUGCCAUUUCUCCCACCUCCACGUUUCUCAAUCAACUUCUGUCCCUUCGCAACCCAACUACAAAAGGACCGAAGCAACAGUUUCCAAUCGCGGAAAGUUCGACCUCAUGAUCGCUUCGAUGAACGAGAAAUAUGCCCGUAUUGCCUGGCACACAUAUCCGUCUCCUCGCACUCUGGACUCCCCAACUACCGACAACUGCUUUUCCAAUACCACCUCCCGUGCUCCGUACCCGAAGACUCGAAGCACAUCACAAGUUCAAAAAAAUCAACAUUCGCGUGUACAAGCUGCUAUAAGACGUUCGAUAAUGCAUACGGCUUCCUAGACCACAUGUACCAGAAGGAGAUUGGGAGUGAUAGAAGCUGUCAGAAGAAGUGGAGUAGCAAUUUGGAUUUGAGAGGGGUGUUUGUUGAGAGUAAUCCGGAUUUGGUGGAGAAAUGUUUGAAAAAUUGUUUGAAGAGGGAGUUGACACGAAUUCGGACGUUGAAGAAGUCAGGGCCUGGGCUUCCUAAUAAAGACCAAGUGGUUAGGGGAUGA